Messenger RNA from Drosophila navojoa, 1859 nucleotides. It is a transcript of the gene S2P, whose product is annotated as membrane-bound transcription factor site-2 protease. Gene Ontology annotation, cellular component: membrane; cytoplasm. The record is from RefSeq and is a predicted model, not a curated record. Gene Ontology annotation, molecular function: metalloendopeptidase activity. Lineage: Eukaryota; Metazoa; Arthropoda; Insecta; Diptera; Drosophilidae. Gene Ontology annotation, biological process: membrane protein intracellular domain proteolysis; regulation of response to endoplasmic reticulum stress.
GCUAGGCCAUAAAAAAUCAACAAUAAAAUUAAAUGACAAUAACAAUGUGCGUCGUUUGAGGUUUAGCACAAAGUGAACACAACAAACUUGCGCACAAUGGAUCCCAUAAUAUUCUUCUCAGUGCUGACGAUUUUAUAUGGUGUCAUGUAUUUUUUUGAUCGCUUUUUCAAGAGCUGCAUGCACUAUCCCUACGACGUCUUUCUGCGCAACACAGGACUGAAUGUCAACUUCAUGAGCCUUCACUGGCACUCCAAUGCCAGCGCCUUCAAUCGGAUGCUGAUUCGCUGGGGCUCCGCAGCCGGCAAGAGCUGCACGAGAGGUUUUCUGGUUAAGUGCUUCAAUUUAGGCGUCCUGCUAUCCUUUCUGUUGCUGCCCAUUGGCAUAAUACUGCUCAUCAUUACCAUAUUUAAUGGCAGUGAUGGAGCGGCAGCUGUUGCUGGAGGUGCGGCAGCAGCCACGGCGACGGUGCAGCUUGAAAUUCUGUUGCCCGGAGUCAAUCUGCCGCUGCAAGAGAUCGGUUAUUAUAUAGCCACAUUAGUGCUCUGUACACUGCUCCACGAAAUGGGCCAUGCGUUCGCCGCCGUGCUGGAGGACGUGCCCGUCACGGGCUUCGGCUUCAGGGUCUACUUCUGCCUGCCGCUGGCCUACACGGAGCUUUCGCAUGAUCAUCUGAACAGCUUGCGCUGGAUUCGCAAGCUGCGCAUUCUUUGCGCCGGCAUUUGGAACAACUUUGUGUUCGCCUGCGUCUGCUAUCUGUUCAUCUCGACGCUGGGCAUGAUCAUGUCGCCCUUCUACCAAUACAACGAGCACGUGAUUGUCACAGAGCUGACGGCCAAGUCGCCACUGCGAGGCGAUCGCGGCCUGCAGGUGCAGAAUGUAAUCACUCAGCUGAACGACUGCCCCGUCAACAACGAGGACAGCUGGCUGAGUUGCCUGCAACAGGCGCAGCAGCAGCGUUUGGGAUAUUGCAUCAGCUCCGACUUCAUACGACUCAAUGACGAGAGCAUCGACAUAGCCCAUCACAAUGCGGAGGGCAGGUUGCAGUGCUGUGACGAGCGUAAUCCCAAUGUCAGCUGCUUCGAGUACAUCGAGGACGCCACUGUGGAUGCGCCAGCCGAGAUACCGCAACACGUGUGCCUACCCAUGCGGCGCACGCUGGAGGACUCGAGUGGCUAUUGCAGAGCAGGCUCGUGUGCCCAGGGAUACUGUCUGCGGCCCAUGCUGCAGAACACAACGAGGAUUCUGGUGUUCAAGAGGCAGAGUCUAGACCACGAGGCCCUGCCGCCCGUGAUGUAUGUGGGCCAGCCACGUGAUGUGUUGCGCUCAGUGCGCGUUUCGGCCUUUGUGCCCCGCUAUAAACAGAUCAGUUCCGCUUGGCCCGAUGCCCUUUCGCUGCUACUCAAAUACAAUGUGGUGUUCAGCAUUGGACUCGCUUUGAUCAAUGCCAUCCCCUGCUUUGGCUUCGACGGCGCCCACAUCACCAGCACCGUAAUACACAGCUUCCUGGUGGGGCGCGUCGAAGAGCACGCUAAACGGGAUCUCAUCUCGCUGAUCAUCACUAGCGUCGGCUCCCUGCUUUUCGGACUGGCUCUGCUGAAGGUCGCCUGGCUGAGUCUGCUACGCCCGCUGCUGUGAAUCACUCAAUUCGCUCCUCUCUCAUCCUAGUUAACAUCUACCAAAAUGCUAGACUGCUUUUUUCUACACAGACACGGAAACGAACACAGACUUUGCUAUAGCGCCUCAAAGGUCUUUCUCUUUAAGCUUUAUUUAUUUAUUAUCGUGUUUUAUGUCGCUGUAAUUCGAUUGCAGCAGCCAAGUUUGCAAAGCUCAAAUAAAAGAUGCAAGCAUUUUUCUCACUU